AUUGAUUAAAAAAUAGAUGAGACAUAAUCGAAAUAUUUUAAAAGCAGUACAAACGGGUACAAACCUAGUACAAACGAUGGUAGUAGUUCAUUUUGCGAGAAGUAAUCACCUGCCAGUUAUCUACAUAUUAAUAACAGAGGCCAAUCUCCAAGUGACAGAUAAUUGUUGACUAUUUUUAUUCCUUGUUUUCAUUAUCAAUGCUGUAUUCAGUUGUCCCCAAUCUCCCAACAUGACCAGUUUAUUUAUUUACACCAUAGGAUAUAUUUUAUUCGUUAGUGGUUUAAUUUAUCCACCCACAGAAUUUGUAUCUGCGGGUUUAACGAUUCCUGAACUGUUUUCACGUUGGUUAGGUAGCGAAUAUGAUGAAUUUAUCCAGUACCAUAUACAACGAAGUAUUGUUACAUUGUUUGUCCAUUCUUGGCUGCCUUUUGGCUACAUUUUUGGACUCCGUCUCCUGGGCCAUUUAGAUGCUGCCCAAGUGCUUCUUGGCACUGAAUAUCCACUCUGGUUGACCUUGUUCAUCUGUUCAAUCGUUGGACCAUUUUAUGCCAUUAUUUUGGUCGUCCAUUGGUCCAGGAAUCAGUUUUCAAAACAUCCCAUUGCUAAGGCCCUUGGGAUUUACUGCAAUGGAAGAGAAACGUGGUUGGACAUCGCUGCUGAUGUCAAUAGAGAGUACAAAAGUUUGGAUAAGCUCCAGAUACGAACAAAUAGCACAACGAAAAUUGUCGUGACUAAUACAUGGAUUAUGAAGGUGUCGGCAUACAAAUUGGAGAUCGCCAGCCAGAUAAAUUCUGUUCUGGUGGCUUACAACGUUAAUUCUUACUCGUCAACUCUGUCCCCAACUGACUCAGUGCAUUAUGUUAAAUACAGGAUAGUGGUAGCACAGCCCGGGGGAAAAAACUUUACGAUCAGAAUCAACGCCAGUGACGUUCAAAAUCUCCUAGGAGAAAUUACUAUGCCAACGAGAACUUUGUCCUCGGUUCAAUUGCCUCAGACUGUUACUGAAAUUGCUGUUUUCGCAAUUAAAGAGGAAGUUGCGAAAAAUCCAACGUAUAAAACAAAUCAACAACUGGAGCAGUGUGUUGUAUGUAUGCAAGCAACAUCAAACGUGAAAUUAAAUCGAAACUGUCCAGAUAUUCCAGAGAUGGAUGGUAUCCCUGCAUGUCGAAAUUGCAAUUGUAAGCCCAUAUUCUGCCUUGACUGUCUCGCAAAAUGGUUUAUCUCACGCUCUCAGCACAAGCUCAAACACGUCACAGAGAUGAAGAGCAGCUGUCCCCAGUGUAGGUCGCCCUUCUGCCUCCAGGACGUGAGCCUAGUCGUCUCGGAAUCUCCAAACACAACACCUGCCUCUCAGGAGACUCGAUAACUUCUCCAACUCAUCCUCUCCAAUCGUGUAAAUAAUAAAAUAUCAUUCCAAAUUUUA
Messenger RNA from Diachasmimorpha longicaudata, 1423 nucleotides. Its product is annotated as E3 ubiquitin-protein ligase TM129. Gene Ontology annotation, biological process: protein ubiquitination. The record is from RefSeq and is a predicted model, not a curated record. The transcript is spliced from 6 exons. Gene Ontology annotation, molecular function: ubiquitin protein ligase activity. Gene Ontology annotation, cellular component: membrane; endoplasmic reticulum. Lineage: Eukaryota; Metazoa; Arthropoda; Insecta; Hymenoptera; Braconidae. The coding region runs from base 230 to 1366 and encodes 378 amino acids.